AAAAAAUCCUCAAAAGCCGAACCCUUGUUAUAAAAUUUCGAUUACCAAAUUAAAAUUAAAAAAAGUUAGGGUUUCCCCUUCUCACGAAGAUUUCUCUAAUCUCUUUUCUUUAUCUGCCAAAGAUGAUGCAACAACCACCAGCAGGAGCCGUAGCUCCGCCGCCGUCCAUGGCUGCAGAUCAGUCUCAAACCCUGCAGUACCAGCAACAACAGCAGUCGCAACCGUGGAUGAUGAUGUCUCAACAACAACAGCAGGCAGGUCAGCCGGUUCCUCCACCUUCCGCUUGGAAUCCACAACCCCUCCCUCCGCCUUCUCAGAUGCAGCACUACUCCGCUGGUUCCGCUGCCGCCGGCUCCGGCGAGAUUCGAUCUCUCUGGAUCGGUGAUCUUCAGCAGUGGAUGGAUGAGAAUUACCUUAUCAACAUCUUCGCUCACACAGGAGAGGUGGCUUCAGCUAAGGUGAUUAGGAAUAAGCAAACGGGGCUACCAGAGGGAUAUGGGUUUAUCGAGUUUGUUUCACGUGCUGGAGCUGAGAGGGUUUUGCAGUCGUAUAAUGGUGUACAGAUGCCCAAUUCUGAGCAGAAUUUUAGGUUGAAUUGGGCGGCGCUUGGAUACGGGGAAAAGAAGCAAGAGGAGGGUCCGGAUUAUACAAUCUUUGUUGGGGAUUUAGCUGCGGAUGUUUCGGAUUAUAUGUUACAAGAGACUUUUAAAGCUGUUUACCCAUCUGUUAAGGGUGCCAAAGUGGUUAGUGAUAGGACUACGGGACGGUCUAAAGGUUAUGGCUUUGUGAGGUUUGGUGAUGAAACUGAGCAGAUUCGGGCCAUGACCGAAAUGAAUGGGAUUUAUUGUUCAACAAGGGCAAUGCGGAUCGGGCCAGCUGCUAAUAAGAAGCCUGUCACUGGUCAACAGUAUCCAAAAGCCACUUACCAGAAUAUUCAAGGAAAUCCUGGCGAGAAUGAUCCAAAUAAUACUACAAUAUUUGUUGGUGGUUUAGAUCCCAGCGUUUCUGAAGACCAAUUAAAGCAAAUAUUUAGCCAGCUUGGUGAGGUAGUUCAUGUAAAAAUUCCUGCUAACAAGCAUUGUGGUUUUGUUCAAUAUGCUAACAGGACUAGUGCAGAGCAAGCGUUAUCAGUUUUGAAUGGUACCCUUUUAGGAGGAAGAAAUGUUCGACUUUCAUGGGGACGUAGUCCGUCAAGCAAACAGUCUCAACCAGAUCAGGCCCAGUGGAAUGGUGGAUACUAUGGAUAUGCUCAAGGAUAUGAAGCAUAUGGAUAUGCGCCUCCUCCCCAAGAUCCUAACAUGUAUUAUGGGGGCUAUCCUGGAUACGGUAAUUACCAGCAGCCAGGGGCUUACCAACAACCACAGCAGUAAGGUGCGGUUGUUGUACCGUGGCUCAAAACUCGUUCACUGUGAUCCAAGGCCACUUAAGGUGUUGGUUUGAUCCAGCGUGUUUGAAUGUUGUGGGUUUUCCUUGGUUGCUGUACAAUUUGUGGCUUUUCGUUUUUGGAGAGCGUCAUGUUUCUUCAUCCUCUUUUUAUUUGUUGCUUCCCUUUCUUGGCUUCUUUUCUUUCCCAUCACUUAACCUCUUUUCUUCUCUGUGAUGUUGAGUUCUUCUUCUAGGCUAUGGGCGAUUUAAUUGCAGGCUGAUACAAUUGCUAUUUACGGUCUUAAAUCCAUAGUAGUUGUUUGGACUUUGGACUGAUGCUUUUUAAAUGGUUAGCAACUCCCAAUGCUUUUUAUUUGUCAAUGUAGUUCACUCUUUUUAAUGGUUA
Messenger RNA from Durio zibethinus, 1771 nucleotides. It is a transcript of the gene RBP45A, whose product is annotated as RNA-binding protein 45A. Gene Ontology annotation, cellular component: cytosol. The record is from RefSeq and is a predicted model, not a curated record. Lineage: Eukaryota; Viridiplantae; Streptophyta; Magnoliopsida; Malvales; Malvaceae. Gene Ontology annotation, molecular function: mRNA binding.